Molecule: messenger RNA, 1452 nt
Organism: Aspergillus heteromorphus CBS 117.55
Lineage: Eukaryota; Fungi; Ascomycota; Eurotiomycetes; Eurotiales; Aspergillaceae
Product: MFS transporter
Exons: 6
Coding region: 1-1452 (483 amino acids)
Biological process (GO): transmembrane transport
Cellular component (GO): membrane
Molecular function (GO): transmembrane transporter activity
Source: RefSeq, a predicted model, not a curated record
AUGAACGGGAAAACGCUUGAUCUUGAACAGAGUCAACAUUCAGAUAGUGAACUCACAGACUCUAAUGUAGUGGACUGGGACGGCCCCAAUGACCCUCACAAUCCACGCAACUGGCCCGUCUGGAGACGGGCUAUGCUCGUCGGGAUAAUCGCAAGUGUUGUCUUCUCGACAUCUAUCGCAUCAUCAGCCAUCGCCCCAGCCGUACCCCAAAUAAUGUCCGAAUUCCACUCCAGUAACGAAGAAAUCGGAACCCUAGUCGUAACCAUCGAGCUACUAGGCAACGGAAUUGGCCCACUCUUCAUGGGCCCGAUGUCCGAACUCAUCGGCCGUCGAACGAUCUACAACGGUGCCAAUCUCGGCUUCAGUGCCUUCUCGAUCGGAUGUGCCCUCACCCCGUCCCUAGGCGGAUUAGUCGUGAUGCGCUUCCUGCAGGGCUUUUUCGCCUCCUGUUCUAUCAACAACGCUGGCGGCACGAUCUCGGAUCUGGUAUCGAUUCAUCAUCGCGGCUUUGCUAUGUCGAUGUAUUCGGCGGGCUUUUUGCUGGGGCCGGCAGUCGGUCCGGUUGCGGGGAGUUUUUUGGCAGCUGCGAAGGGGUGGAGGUGGGUUUUUUGGUUGUUGCUUAUUUUGAAUGGCACGAUCGGAAUCAUCUGCGCUCUCGCAUACCCGGAGACCUACGCGCCCGUCAUCCUAGAGCGAAAAGCGAAGACACUCCGCAAGAAGACUGGAAAUGUGGGAUUAUACGCCAAAGGCCAUCAACAAAUACCCCUGCGCACGGCUUUCCAGCGAGCGAUCAGUCGUCCCAUCAAGAUGCUGCUCUUCUGUCCCGUUGUCACCGGGUUAGCCGUGUACAAUGCCGUGGUAUACGGCUUCACGUACCUCCUUUUCUCCACCUUUUCUGUUGUAUUUGAAGACCAAUACCGUUACAGCGAAGGAAGGCUCGGCCUCGUGUAUCUGGGCCUCGCAAUCGGGUUUCUGAUCUCGUUGAGUAUUGCGAGCGUGGUGAAUGAUCGGACUCAUGCGAGGUUGAGUAGGAAGCAUGGGGUUGCGAAGCCGGAGUACCGUCUCGACUCAUUAAUGUACGGCGCCAUUGCAAUCCCCAUCGGCUAUUUCAUCUACGGAUGGACAGCCGAAAAGGACGUCGACAGUGCUGUUCCGAUUGUUGCGACGGGGUUGGUGGGCUUUGGAGUUAUGUUUACUUUUAUACCCUACAAUGUGUACAUGAUUGACGCAUACACCAAGUACGCGGCAAGUGCCAUUGCCGCUGGGAAUAUACUACGGAGUCUUUCGGCAGCUCUACUACCCAUGGCUGGAAUCCCGUUGUAUGAUCAUCUAGGAUAUGGAUGGGGGAACUCUCUCUUGGCGUUCGUGUCGCUGGGACUAGGUGUGAUGUGUUUAUUUUUCCGGAAGUAUGGGGAGGAGUGGCGGCAGAGGUUCUCAGUGCAGUUCGAUUAA